Molecule: messenger RNA, 2251 nt
Organism: Salvelinus namaycush (lake trout)
Lineage: Eukaryota; Metazoa; Chordata; Actinopteri; Salmoniformes; Salmonidae
Gene: pof1b
Product: POF1B actin binding protein
Exons: 11
Coding region: 8-1138 (376 amino acids)
Biological process (GO): epithelial cell morphogenesis; actin filament organization; bicellular tight junction assembly
Cellular component (GO): adherens junction; bicellular tight junction; actin filament
Molecular function (GO): actin filament binding
Source: RefSeq, a predicted model, not a curated record
AGAGGAGAUGGUGAACAUCGUUAAGAAGAAGGUAGUGAAGAGGGUGAUAGAGAGCGUGUCUCAGGUAGGGAUAAAGAAUGAGGUGAGGGAGGUAGAGCCCAUGGUGAAGAUGGACACACGUUUCUUCGGAGAGCUGCUGGCGGAGGUUUACAGGAAGAACUGUGACAUCCACACCUGCAUCUCAGAACACGUGGCCAAGAUACGUGGAAGGAAACACCUCUUAGAUCCCAGUAAUGACUACAAGGUAGAGAGAGAGGACAUUGAGGCCCUGAUCCCCAAAGGAGCAUCUGAGCUGACCAAACAGCAGCUCCGCUACCUGCUGCAGACCCGUAUGACAGCAGACAAGACAAUGCGUCUCCUUCUGACUACCUUCAGCAGUCUGAGGGAGGAGCUGAUCCACAUGUCAGAAGAUCUGAGGCGUCUGGAAAGUGAGAAGGAGUCCCUGGAGAGAGACCUGAGCUUCAAGGCUGACCAGGCUGAGCAGUAUGACCGCCUCCUAGAAGCCAUACGAGAGAACAACAGACAGCUACAGAUAUCUCUGAAGGAGACCAGCUCCAGCCAGCGGACCCUGGAGACUCAGCUCCUGAGCAGCCGCACUACAGACUCAAACAGGGACUUCCGCAUCAAAGAACUGGAGGGCAGCUACCGAGCCCUGGAGAAGGAAAAUGAGAUGCUUAAACAGAAGUUGGCUGGCCAGUGCAGCAGUAGCACCAUUCAGAUGAAUACAGAGGAGCUGUCGCGUCAGUACUCAGAGCAGCUAGCUGCCCUGCGCCAGGAGAAGGACAAGGAACUGCAGAGCCUCAGGACCCAGCUGACGCGGAUCACCACAGAGUACACCACGGAGAGGUCAGGUGACAAGAGCCUGCAUCUCCGCAUCACACAGCUGCUGACAACACUGGAGCAGCGGGAGGUCGUCAUCAAACGUCAGGAAGAGGAGAUCUGGCAGUUGCAGCAGGAGAAGAAGAGAGACAGCUCCAAGAACGUUACCACGACCACUAUCACCAAAAGGUACAGGAACCAGUACCCCCUCCUGGGCCUGCUAACUGAUGACUACAAUUCCACAUCGCCCGUCAAGGAUACCAAGACCAUCGUAAUCGAGAGCCGGACGGGGGAGAUGAUCAAACAGCUGAUGGAUUAACCCUUCACGCCAUAACGACCGUAUCCGUGUUCUGUUCAUCUCGAAACAGGAAAUCAUUACAACCCCUUAAAGACACUGCUUCUCUCGGACAAAUUACAACCCCUUAAAGACACUGCUUCUCUCGGACAAAUUACAACCCCUUAAAGACACUGCUUCUCUCUGCUCUGCACAGGAAUGAAUGACAAGAAGACCUUGACACCCCCCCCCCCCCCCCAGCAUGCUUCCCUCUCCCCGUCCCUCCUCCUCGGGGCUCCCAGGGUGGUGGUGGCUGGGGUUAGGCACCCCUAUAUAUGGGAUGAGUGGUUUGGACCAAAUGGGGUUUGCUUGGACAGGAGGCUUCACUUUGGUUGGGAUGGGGGGCAUCAAAUACUCAACAACCAAAUAUGUUAUUGUAGAAGCUUAGCGGUUAAGAGUUAGGCCAGUAACCGAAAAGGUUGCUGGUUCGAAAUCCCUGAGCAGACUAGGUGAAAAAUCUGUCUGUGCCCUUGAGUAAGGCACUUAACCCUAAUUUCACCAGUAAGUCGCUCUGGAUAAGAACAUCUGCUAAAUGACUAAAAUGUAAAAUGCUUAUGCUACAGCCAGGAGGGCUGAGAGGGGACAGGAAGAGGGGGCUGGGGCUUAUUAGUAUGCAGCUCACUAGUGUGUCUGUCCUCCAUGGAGCCACCACUACCCUGCUAGUCUUUAAGACAUCUCCUCUAAAUGUGCUAUGGUGAUAGUAUGGUUACUAUGCAUAUAAAUAAGGAAGCUAAAUAUGCUUUAGUUAUGCGCUAAUUAAAGAGACUGUAUGGUAAAAUUUGCUUUGGGAGACAUAAAAAAGAAAUCUGCCUCUGUUCUGGUCAUUUGCUUUUCUUUUGUGGCAAGGUAAUGGUACAUAGUUGUGUUAUGUUUCAGCUGCAUUUUGUUUCAUGUUUAUACUUUAAGAGGUGCAUGGGUAUGUUUUGUUGUUGUUAUUGAAUGGAACGCUGCGCUUGGGGUUCGGGAGGAGGGUUGGAGUGGGGUGUAUUAGAAUAUGAAUGACUGGGUUGGACAUGGCCUGGGGCAUGGUUCUAUGGAUGAUAUAAAAUGGUGGAUGAAUUGAACAUUUUAAAAGUACAAUAAACAAUGUAUGGAGUA